Aureobasidium vineae is the source of this 1225-nucleotide messenger RNA. The record is from the annotation of a GenBank genome assembly. NCBI's taxonomy places the organism in Eukaryota, Fungi, Ascomycota, Dothideomycetes, Dothideales, Saccotheciaceae.
GAAGAAGGUGACCAAACUGAAGCAGGCUGCCGAUGCGACACACGUCUUUGCUCUGCUGAGAAGCGGGAGCUCGCCCGGCAUCAUGUAUGUCGAAGGGAAAGAGGAUGGUGUCAGGCAAUGGGUCGAUUCAGUUCAUAAUCUACGCUACAAGGACUAUCAACUAGUUGCACGUCCAGCAGCCGUGCAGCAUGAAAAUCAGCCCACCAAAGAAUCACAAGUAAGACCUGGUCUGUAUGAGACAGAUACGGUGAGCGACUUUGGCAGACAGCUGCAGGACCGCGGUGUAUAUGCUUGGUGGCGCAAAGCUAUGGGUUAUGCGAAGGACUACUCGAAGCAUCAAAGUCUGCCCCUCAUGUCAAGAUGCAAGCUACCCCACGGCGUUCAUGUGCCAAGACGGGUUCACACCGCUGCUCGAUGGAGGGGUGACGAGGCAGGGGCGGGCUCCGCUGUUGAAACGGAGCCUCAAUCUAUUGCAGGUCUGGUCGUAGCUUCCAAUCUCGAAAACCUCCUGCCCAGCAUCGCCCCUUCUUGUACUCACACAAUGGCAGCAUUCCCUCCCGGCGGCACUUUCUUCGACACCUUGAAGCGUAGCUUCUCAGACGUUCCUAUCGACAAUGGCAAGAUUGCCACCACUCAGUUCCUCGAGGCUGCCGAGGGUUUGACCACUCUCUUCGGUAUGCAUGUCCAAUCAAUGAAUACUCUAUAUUCUAACAAGGCCANNGAUGUCCUCGGUUCCGCCGCCUUCAAGCCCGUCAAGUCGGACAUGGUUGGCAACAUCAAGGUAUUGCUUCUGCUCUCGACGGGUCUGCUCGNNAAAAUCCGUGACCGCCAACUCGCUGCUCCCGUCGACUCGGAGACUCUCCAAGACCUCGUCCGCAACGAGCUCGCAACCAAGAAGCACGUCGCAACAGAAGGUCUUGUCUGGCUGAACCGUGCUCUCGACUUCACCGCCCAGGCUCUUCGCCAGAACCUGACCAACAGCGGCGAGGAGGUCAGCGUCUCAUUCCGCGCCGCCUACGGCAACACUCUCAGCAAGCACCACAGCUUCAUGAUUAAGCCCAUCUUCAGCGCUGCCAUGAGCGCAACCNCCUACCGCAAGGACUUCUACGCCAAGCUCGGUGACGACCAGGCUCGUGUUGAGAAAGAGCUCGGUGCUUGGUUGAGCAGCCUGGAGAACAUUGUCAAGAACCUGAACGAUUUCUUGGCCACAAAGGAGGCCAAAUGG